Messenger RNA from Symbiodinium natans, 516 nucleotides. The record is from the annotation of a GenBank genome assembly. Lineage: Eukaryota; Dinophyceae; Suessiales; Symbiodiniaceae.
AUGGCAGCACUGGACCUGGCGCCAGACGAGCAGGCGCGGCUGAUGCCCUGCCUGGCUUCGGCCGCCCUCGCCGACCCGGAGCUCUUCCGGGCCCAGGAGCUGGCGAACAGCAUCUGGGCCCUCGCCACCUGUGGCUCAGGCCUUGCAAGCCAAGCUGCACAGCAGCUCACCAUCUUCUGCGUGGAGCGACGGUUAAGGGCCCUGCAGCCUAUCCAGCUGGCUGCGGUAACUUGGGCCGUUGCGGCUGCGGGGCUGGCCGAACCAGUCUUGAGGUCCUCCCCGGCGCCCCCGCCCCUGAUGUCGCGCUUGGCUGGCGCGGCCUGCGGCCGCGGACCGGAGUUCGGUCCGCAGGAGGUUGCCAACAUCAGCUGGGCCAUGGCAAUCGAAGCCGUCCACCACCCUGCCUUGCGUGAGGAGCUCGCUACGGCAGCUCGACGCCUCGCCCCAGCCUUCAGCCGGAAGGAGCUCGUGAACACUCUCUGGGCCUUUGCAGUGUUGGGCAACAGUCGCUCCUGA